This is a messenger RNA of Polyodon spathula (Mississippi paddlefish), 3522 nucleotides long. RefSeq names its product ubiquitin specific peptidase 25 (gene usp25). The transcript has 22 exons. The record is from RefSeq and is a predicted model, not a curated record. Gene Ontology annotation, molecular function: cysteine-type endopeptidase activity; cysteine-type deubiquitinase activity. Gene Ontology annotation, cellular component: cytosol; nucleus. Lineage: Eukaryota; Metazoa; Chordata; Actinopteri; Acipenseriformes; Polyodontidae. Gene Ontology annotation, biological process: regulation of protein stability; protein deubiquitination. The coding region runs from base 131 to 2851 and encodes 906 amino acids.
UCUGUUGUGUUUUUCCUUGCAGUCUCUUUUUAACCUGCUGGAGUUUCAGAGGCUUGUUCUGCAUUACUCUCCUCCUGUCAGUGCCCAGGAUCUCCCUUGCAAUCAGAAGGAACAUAGGAAUCUACCAUUCAUGCAGGAGUUGAGGCAUGUGUUCUCACUCCUGGUAGGAUCCAAAAGGAAAUACGUUGACCCCUCCAGAGCUGUAGAGAUCCUCAAAGAUGCUUUCAAGGCCACCGACUCUCAGCAGCAAGAUGUCAGUGAGUUCACUCACAAGCUGCUGGACUGGUUAGAGGAUGCCUUCCAGAUGAAAGCAGAAGAGGAGAGGGUAAGAGAAGGGGAGAAGCCGAAGAACCCAAUGCUGGAGCUUUUCUACGGGAGGUUCCUGGCCGUGGGUGUUCACGAAGGUAAGAGGUUUGAGAACACAGAGUUGUUUGGCCAGUACCCUUUGCAGGUGAACGGGUUCAAAGAUCUGCACGAGUGCCUUGAGGCUGCCAUGAUAGAAGGGGAGAUUGAGUCUUUGCACUCGGAAAACUCUGCAAAGUCCGGACAGGAGCACUGGUUUACUGAGCUUCCCCCGGUGCUCACAUUUGAACUGUCCCGAUUCGAGUUUAAUCAAGCUCUAGGAAGGCCUGAGAAGAUACACCACAAGCUGGAGUUCCCCUCAGUGUUGUACAUGGACAGGUAUAUGGACAAGAACCGAGAAAUAACACGUCUCAAACGUGAAGAGAUCCGGAGGCUGAAAGAGCACCUGACGAUAUUACAGCAACGCCUGGAGAGGUACCUGAGCUAUGGAUCUGGCCCCAAACGGUUUCCUUUAGCGGAUGUCCUUCAGUAUGCAUUGGAGUUCGCUUCCAGUAAACCAGUGUGUACCUCACCACUGGAAGACAUCGAAGCGCCACCUGGUGGUACAACAGCUUCACAGGCAGCACCAAGCACAGCAGAGCAUGCUCCCUGUUCAUCACCAGAGGCCCCUCCUCCUCCUCCGCCCCCCUCACAGCAGAGGUCCGUCAUUUACAAGCCGUUCACGCAGUCCCGCAUCCCCCUGGACCUGCCGAUGCACCCGGCCCCUCGGCACGUCACAGACGAGGAGCUCGGGGUGCUGGAGGGGUGCCUGCAGCGCUGGAGGAGCGAGGUGGAGCAGGAUACUCGAGACCUGCAGGGAAGCAUUUCAAGAAUACACCGAACGAUUGAACUGAUGUACUCUGACAAGUCUAUGAUGCAAGUUCCUUAUCGGCUGCAUGCUGUUCUGGUGCAUGAAGGCCAGGCCAGCGCAGGGCACUACUGGGCGUACAUCCACAGCCAGCCCCAGGGGAGGUGGAUGAAGUACAAUGACAUCUCUGUUACAAAGUCUUCCUGGGAGGAGCUUGUGCGGGACUCCUUCGGGGGUUACAGGAACGCCAGCGCUUACUGCCUAAUGUACAUCGAUGAGAAGAAGCCGUUUCUGAUCAGAGAGGAAUUUGACAAGGAGACUGGUCAGAUGCUGACGGGGUUUGACAAGUUACCCCCAGAUUUGAAAGAGUAUGUGAAGGAGGACAACCAGAGGUUUGUGAAAGAAAUCGAGGAAUGGGACGCCCUGCAAGUGAAGAAAGCACAACAGGAGAGACUGGCAGCAGAAGCAACAGAGGCCACAGCAUCACAGGCAGCAGCCAAGGAACCUGCUCCCACAGUCACUGCAGCCCCACCUCAGGAUCCAGAGUACAUGGAGCAGCCUUCACCCGCAGAUGAGUCCAAGCAGCUGAAGGAGGACACGGAAAGAGCCAUCGCCAAAGCAGCUGCGGAGCAUGAAGACGGAGGUCCAGAGGCGCUCCUGCAGGCAAGUGAAGCCCCAGCCAAGCCCCCUGCCUCCCAGCGAGUGGUAGAGGUGGCCAUCCCUCACGUAGGCACCUUUGUAAUAGAGUCAGAGGAGGGGGGUUAUGAUGAUGAGGUCAUGCUGACCCCAGCCAUGCAGGGUAUUCUCAUGGCCAUAGACAGAACCAGGAGUGUGUCUGACAGGUGUGGGCCCGAAGCAGCUUUCUUUAAGGCUUUCACAAUGGAAUAUGCCCGUCUGCUCCGAUUCGCUCAGGAGGACACGCCUCCUGAGACUGACCACCGGCUGCAGCAUGUCCUCGUGUAUCUCAUUCAGAAUCACGCCCCCAAGAGCAUCCUGGAGAGAACCUUACUGGAGCAGUUUGCACACCACAGCCUGGGCUUUGACCAACGAUGUAAGAGCAUUAUGGAAGUCGCACGUGCUAAACUGGAACUCAUAAAGCCAGAAGAAGUGAAUAUGGAAGAGUAUGAGAUUUGGCACCAGGAUUACCGCAACUUCCGGGAAACAACCUUUUACCUUCUGACGGGUUUGGAACUGUUCCAGAAGAGGAGUUACGCGGAGACGCUGAUGUACCUGAUCUACGCCCAUCAGUACAAUAAGGAGCUGCUUUUGAAAGGAUCCUACCGGGGACACAGCGAGGAGCUGAUAGCACAUUACAGGAGACAGUGCUUGCUGAAAUUGAACGAACAUGCUGCCAGGCUCUUCGAGUCCGGAGAGGAUCAGGAGGUGGCGAAUGGCUUGAACAUCAUGAACGAGCUGGUGGUUCCUUGCUUGCCGCUGUUACUGGUUGAUGAAAUGGAGGAGAAGGACAUUAUCGCAGUGGAGGACAUGAGGAACCGCUGGUGCUCAUACCUGGGGCAGGAAAUGGAAGCGAGGCUGCAGGAGAAGCUGACGGACUUCCUUCCCAAGCUGCUGGACUGCUCCACCGAGAUCAAAAGCUUCCGGGACCCCCCAAAGCUUCCUUCCUACUGCACCCUGGAACUGUGUGAGCGUUUCAGUCGAGUUGUGUGCUCUCUCAGCCGCAGUCCCGCGGACGGGAAAUGAACAGCACUGUCCUCUCUGCCCCACCCUGUCUCUCAGCCGCAGUCCCGCGGACGGGAGAUGAGCAGCACUGUCCUCUCCGCCCCGCCCCGUCUCUCAGCCGCAGUCCCGCGGACGGGAGAUGAGCAGCACUGUCCUCUCCGCCCCGCCCCGUCUCUCAGCCGCAGUCCCGCGGACGGGAGAUUAGCAGAACUGUCCUCUCCGCCCCGCCCCCAGCACACACACUUCUGUUGUAACACAUACCUUCCUGCCACGCGGUUCGCUUUCUUUUUUGCUGCUAUGGGUUUUAAUGUUAUGAUGAUGAUGAUUGGUUGUUAUUGUUUUUAAGUAACUGCAACAGAGAUAAAGAACUGUACAAUGUAAAGCAAGACUGUAGUGACUGGAGCUCAGUGCAUGGUGUGCAGGCUUUGUUUAAACGAAGGAAGGUUCAGCUUCCAGGGGUUUUUUGGGGGAGGGGGUUUGUGUACAGUUGUAAGGAAAGAGGAUGCUCUUUUGCCAACUCAUCUGUUACAGUAUUAUCAUGCUUUUAUUUAAACACCUGGAUUUCUCAAUAGCUUUCUAUCUCGACUGGGUCUUUUUAAUGACUGCAAGUGAAUGAAAGGUUAGGUGCUGUGAUGAGACGUGGCACCCGGGAGCCUGUGAAUGAAUCGAAAGAAUAAAGUUUUAUUUAUGGC